GGGGGGGGGGGGGUAAACUUUAUUUUAUGCAGAUAUACCGUAUACUUAAAACUUAUAGAUAUUCGGAAUCUAAAUAAACUUAAUCAGUGGAAAUUGUAAAGCAUAACAUAAUAAUAUUAUUAUCUAAGCUAAAUCAAUAUUGUAAUAUGUACAAUUAAAUUAAAUUAUGUAAAAAGCUUGAUAACAUGAUGGUUUAUUUAAUAAAAACAUUCUGCAUAUCUAUAUUGCUUAUAAUGUAUCACACUGUGCGUUUAUAUAUUAAUUAUAGCUUAUAAUAACUAAGUCAUACGCACAAACAUAAAAUUUUUUUUUUUUGUAACCAUUUAUUAUUAAUUAAUGAUUUUUACUGUACUAUAUAUUUAUUCUUAUUUAGCUGUUAACUAUUACCAUUGGUACUAUUAAUUUUUACUUCUUUAUUGUAUCCAAAUUCUGUUAUAAGAUAAGCUGAAUUGUACUUAUAAUUAUUCAAAUUGCUAAAAGGUUUAAUACCCGUUUAUUAUACAUAAAUAAAUAAAUAACAUAAUAAGAAAGUACCUUGAAUUGUACAAAAAAGAUAUUAGAAUAGUUUAUAUACUAAAUAUUAUUAUAGUAAUAUUUUAAUGUAGUAAUUCUAUAACACUACGCUCAAAGCUCAGACAGUCAAACACAACGAUGCACAGUGAAGAAUAAUUCAAGAUAAAGAGAACGUGUCGUGUCAUAUUAUUUUCAGUUGAAGUUCACAGUUAUCACGAAUAGGAAAACAGGCUUUCAUUUUACACUUAGAUCAUUAUACUAUGGAAAUGCAUUAUACUAUGCAAAUGAUUUAAUUGUUAUCGAAAACGUUAGUACAUUAGGAUAUUGUUUAAGUAGGUAGUGACAAAGUGUUCUUGGACUUCGACCAUUUAAAAAUCGCGCUUCAGACGAUAGCAAAGUUUCAUGGACUUUCGUAUACUGCCAUACACAAAGGUCCUCGUAGAAUUUACGAUGUCAUAAAAAACUUUCAUAAAAUCCAGCUCGACGAGAACAGGCACUGGAUGUCUCAGCACGAUAUCUUUAAGAAGUGCGGUAAACGAGGAGUGGACCGACUGUUGGAUCGAGACGGGGAAAGGUACCGGGACCACGUGCACAUACGCCGCUUGAACAAGCUGUUCGAUGACUCCAAGAACACGUUAAUGCAGACCUUAAACGGCCGAGAACCAUUGUCCGUCAUAUGUCACGGCGAUUUGCAUCGCGAAACUUUGAUGUUCCAGUACGACGAGCACGGACGUCCGUACGACGCACUAGCCGUAGACUUUUUUAUGCUACAUUACGGGUCACCAGCAUUGGAUCUGGCAUCGUUCCUGUAUAUGUCUACCACUCAGCGGGUGCGUGAAAUGCACUGGGACGAGUUGCUGGACACUUACUGCGCCGCACUGGCCGUGUCCGUCCCGCCCGGCGUCUGCGUCCCUGGCCGCGCAGAAAUUGACGCCGAGAUGGCUGCGACCACCGUCAACGCGUUCGCCAAAACGAUGAUUGGCCUGCCGUUUUUGUUGCGCACAAAAAACGAUGAACUGGAUUCGUUAGUGACGAGCGACGACCCGGUGGACUACUUUCUUGCGUUGGGUGGCGACAUGGCAACCGAAUGCUUGGCCGAAAUUGUGCAGCAUUUAGUCGACAUGGGCUACACGGAUGUAGGGCGUGACUUGCACUCUGAUCCAGCUGAGAAUUUAAUCUCAAAACAGUUUGUCCACAUAUGUGAUUGAAGUAAUUUGAACGUUUUGUUCCUUGUUGUUUGUCUUAACAUUUUUCAGACCAUUUAUAUUUAAGUAUAGAUUGUUGAGUGGAUUAUAUUAUUUUCAUUCCAAUGUUUGGUGUACAGCAUGACGUGUGUAUUAGUCGAACGCAAUAGUUUAUACAAUUUAUUACUAUAAAAAAUAUUUUUUAUUAUAUUAAACUAUAAUAUUAAUAUACGAUAAAAUUGGGUAUUUUAUCAUCUUAACUUACAUUUGUAUUAUAUUAUUGUAGGUAC
This is a messenger RNA of Acyrthosiphon pisum (pea aphid), 1987 nucleotides long. RefSeq lists its product as uncharacterized. NCBI's taxonomy places the organism in Eukaryota, Metazoa, Arthropoda, Insecta, Hemiptera, Aphididae. The record is from RefSeq and is a predicted model, not a curated record. The coding region runs from base 1014 to 1721 and encodes 235 amino acids. The transcript has 2 exons.